AUGUCAAAAUGUCACAAUUUGCAUACAACAGCUCAAAAGAAAAUUGCAAUGUUUAGAAAGACUGUUGGCAAUCAAGAAAUUUACCAAAAGUAUUCCAUUUAUGCGUCAUUUGGUUCGUACCCAAAAUUUAAACCGAGCAAUUUGACCGAUCAAAAGAGUAAGGUGCACAAAUUUUCGGCUUUUCUUAGGUGUAUUAUAUUAUUCGGUAAAUUUUUCUUGUACGAAUUGUCUUUGUACAAUUUGAUUGCCAACAUCUUUUCCUUCCAUUUCAAUCGCUGGAAUUUAUGUUGUUUCAUAACUGAGUGUACAAUGAAUCAAAAACUUGAGAAGGAACAGAAAGCUUACCAAGUAGUGCAGAUCCUGAAAAACGACAUUAUGGACGAGACACCGUCAAGCGAUGGUGAUUUUGAAGCUAUUAAUGACACUGCCACUCACAGAAAAACCAAAAAAUCCCUUUUUGCCACACUUAUUAAAAGAAAACACCAAAGACCUAAUGUUAAAAUAACGAAAAAAAUUGAAACUUGUUCUACCAUCAAUUUUGAGACGGAUAGUGCAGCUUCGGAACAAAACCUAGCCCGUUACCAGUUUACAUCAGAAAGCGAAAAAUGUUGGCAAAAACCUGCAUCUAUUACAAAAGUUUCAUCUCAAAGUGAAAAUAAACAUAAUUUUUUCCAAAAAAUUGUCAAGCGUUCUAACGAAGACAAGAACUCAGCUGUUAUUAAGAAAAAUAAGAAAUCUAAUGAUGCGACCAGUUCUAAUCACAAAAUUUUGGCCAACGUGUGGAGUAGUUUUAUUCCAACAGCCUACAUACCCAAAUACAACAUUAAGUUAAUCAAUGGUAUGAGCGAACUUCAGGAUAUUUUGCAAAACUUGCACCAUUCGGAACAGCACAUGGUGCAUCUCCUGAAAAAAUAUAUCGAAGAUAAAAACUUCCAAAAACAACUAAUUGACACUUCAUUUGAGUAUUUUGCUCUUCAGUAUGACUCCAAAUGUCAUGCAAAUAUCCUCGCCGACAAAAUCUGGUUUCAGCAAUUGGAACAAAACAAAACGCAAGACUACAAUUUACAGAAACGUUUAAACUUUUUAGUAAAAUCAAACAGAUCACUUCAACUUCAAAUAGAGAUUUUGUGUCGUCAUUGCGAAAAAUUGGCUUCUCGAAACAAUCUCUACCCAAAACGAUUUCUUCAUAUGAGAUCUUUUGGCAAGAUUUACGCCAGACACUUGAUUGAAAAUAAUCGAAAAUUGCACAAUAAAGUUAAAGCAUUGACUGGAGUCAUUUCUGAUUUUGAAGACGAAUUACACAAACUACAACAUCAGAAAGGAGUGCUCGAAGAAGAAAAGAGAAGUUUUCGCUCACAAAUUUAUCAUUUGCAAACCGCUUUAGAACAACAAAGUAGUGAUUUUCAGCUUGAAAAAUCAGAUCUUGCUUUACAGUUAAACCAUCAAGAUAACCUCAUUAAAGAUGCAGUUUCCUCACUUCAUUGCAUAUUUCAAGAUUUGCACGGAUUUGGACACCAGUUGAACGAAUUUGAAAUAACUGUAAUGUGGCCUCAGUAUCAGUAUCAAAACAGCUGUUUACCCGAAAUGGCUUACCAGCUUCGAGGAUGUGUUGGAGAACUUUUUCUAACAAUGACUACGGCUUUUAAAAAUAUCACUCUGGUGGCCAAGGACGUUAAUAAACUAAGAACAACCAAUGCACGACUUCAAGAAAAUCUUCAAAAAUCUACAAGCGAAUUAGAUAAUCUUAGCAAACGACUCGAAAAGAAUCCUCCAGAACCAGAAACCCAAUUUAAGAAAUUUGAGAAAGAAAAUAUUGCUUUGAAGUUAAAGCUUGAGAAUGCAAUGGAACAAAUCCGUUUUCUGCGAGAUGAGAUUGAAAACAAGAAAAAGUGUUUAAGUAUGAACAAUAUGCUGCAACAAAAUCAGUCCUUUUCAAACCAAAUCGAUGAAAUGGUUCUGAUAUUGUCGCAAUUAGCGUCUUGUAGCGAUUUACCAAAAGAAUUUCAAUCCCAUUAUGAAAAAUUAGAUUAUUUAAAACAUCUUUGCACAAAAAUUGUCACACUGCGUAAACAAUUAAACGACAAAUGUAACAAUUUAGAAGAGGAAAAUCAAAAUCUUGUCCAAACUCAACAGAUGUAUCACCAAGACAUUGCCACCUUACAAGAUGGACUUACCAUUUUAAGUGCUGAAAAUGAAAACCUGAAAAAACAAUUAGCCACUCAUCACCAAACCUUGACUACUCUUCAAAAUGAACGUAUCAAAUAUUUGGAGGAGAAAAAUAUCCUAAAAACUAUCUUUCAACACCUGAAAAGUGAAAUAUCACGUGUUCAACAAUUAGAAGAUGCCGUUGCUGACAUGAGUAAAGAGACAAAUCGACUUAGCCUAAUUGCUGAAUUUAAUAAACAGUUGGGAGAGCAAUUAAAAAAUGAAGUAGAAGUGAAAGAAAACACGAUAACUGAACUGAAACAAAGUUUAGAAAAGUUGAGUUAUAUUCAAAUCGACACCGAUAAAGAAAGGAUGACUUUGUGUGCUCAACUUUCUGAGAUAUCAACCGUAAAAGAGAAACUAAGCGAUUGUCUAGAACUAGAAUUAAAGAAAAAUCUUCAUCUCGACGAAACGAAAAAGAAACUAGAAAAUAGCACAAAAAGUCAGUUGAAAAUUUACGAAGAGAUGCAAAAAAAUGAAAGAGCAGCACUGAAAGAGUUAUUAAAAGACUUCAAAAAUUUAAUUAAGCAAAGAGACUGUCUUUUACAUUUACAAGAGGAAAACAAAAAAAAGUGUCGUGAUAUGGAAAAAGCUUAUGUGGAGUUAAAAAAAGCGUAUGAAAGUGCUUUAAUGCAAAUAAAUAAUCGAGAUGAAGAAAUUAACAGACUUGUUGAAAAAAUUCAAAGUCAAGCAGAACAAAUAAAACAAACAGAAGAGGACCACAUGAAUAAUAAUAAUAGAUACGAAAAAAAUUUGCGAAAGCUUGAGAAAGUUUUAUCUCAGAUGCGGAAUGAAAAAGAAGAGGCCCUCAAAAAUGUGACUUAUUUACAAACUAGCUUACAAAAAGCAGAAAACGACCUCAAUGAAUCUAAGGAAAAACUAACAGGUGUUGAAAAUAAGCUUGCAAUUAAAACAGCAGAAUGCACAACAUUAGAAUCAGAAGUAAGUACGUGUAAAAAUGACCUGCAAAAUUUGAGCCAAGAAAAUGGAAAAUUAACAUUAGAAUUAGAUUAUUUGAAAAAGUUGCACGAACAGAAAACAUCUGAAUUAAAAGAAACUUUAUCAAGCUAUUCUGCAAAGGAUAAUCAGUUUUUGGAAACUCAAACUAUUGUGUGGAAUAAAGAACAACAAAUAAACGAUCUUAAUAGAAUAAUAAUCGAGAGAGAAAGUGAAAUUAAACAGUUACAACAAGAAUGUUUGUAUCUUAAGAAACAAACAGAAGAUCAAAAUAAAGUACUGAUUGGUUAUGAAAACCAGUUGGUACUAUUACAGGACAUAGAAGCCGCAAAUUUCAAGCUUGAAAAAGAAAUGGAUAAUGUAAAAUUAGAGCAUAAAACGACUCAAGUUGAAUUAGAGAAUGCACGAAAAGAAAUUGAUAAUUUGAAUAACGAAUUAAAAUCAACAAUUUUGAAAACCGAAAGUGAAAAAUCAUAUUACAAAAAUCAAGCAAAUGAAAUUAUUGUUGAAUAUAGUGAACAAAAAGCAAACAUCGAAGAUGAAAUUGACAGCAUUUCUGAACAACUUCAAAAAGUCACCGAAAAUCUUCAAAUUGAAAAAGAGCGUUUUGACGAAUUAGCCAAAGCUCAUGAAGAACUCCAAAUGAAAUAUAUUCAAUUGAGAGAAAAUUACAGUGCAGAAGUAAACGCUCAUAAAGAAACACGUCUCAAAAUUGAAAAUUUGGAAAAUUACAUGAAUGCUAUAUCCACCGAAAGGGACAACCUUCAACAACAAGUACAUCUUAUCCUAAUGGAAGUUAAUGAGGAAAAAGACUCAAAUGUCCUUCUGACUACCGAAAAUAAAAAAUUACAAAUGAUAUUAGAACAAGGACGACAGCAAUAUGGUGCACUAAUAAAUAAAAAUUCCUCACUGGAAGAAGAGGUGAAAGAAAUGAGAAAGAAAUUAAAAACAAUUAUGGAUUCUAAAGAUGUGUCGCAAAAUGAGAUCAACAAAACGAUUCGUACACUUGAGGAAAAAAGUGAUGAGCUUAAAACAGCAAAAGAGACCAUCGACUGUUUAAAAAAAGAGUUGAAUGAGAGUCAAAAGACGCUCUUUGAUUUAAAAGAGGACUUUUUCAAUUUGCAACAACAUGUAACAGGAUUAGAAUUUAAAAAUUGUGAACUAACUCUCCAGCUUCACGAAACUCAAGGAAAGCUUGAAACUGAAAGAAAUCUGUACAAAGAGUUGAAAACAACGAAAAAUUCGGAACGCACUCAACAAAAAGCGCCCUCUGAAUGUGGAGAACUGUUUUUUUGACAUUUGACAUUUAUGUUUGACAACAACAAACUUCACCUUAUAUGGAAGUUAUAACUUUAAAUCAGCUGCAAAAGUAUGAGGAAAUUCUUGAAAAAAUUAGUAGUGAAUAUGAACAAUCUGAACAACUGGAAAAGCAAGUUAAGAAAGUUGAAAGCGAAAUCACCGCUCUUAAACUGAGUUUAUGCUCAAGUUUACAAAAAAUAAGUCAUGUAAAUGUUAAAAUUUUCAAUGAUCCAAUGGAUAUCGUCAAUUUGUAUGAAAGUGAUGUGUUUAACUUGAGUAAAUAUCAUGGUCAUAAUUUUUUCUUAGUUGAGAUUAUUUUAAGUAAAUUAAUUAAUUUGGAUAAUUGGCAACUACAAAUUAAUAUUUCUUCUGAUACAUUUUGCAGUAACAGUAUACUGCCUUUAUGUAACAAAAACACAGUUUUGAGGAUAAUUCCAGUGCCUUCUGAUACACAUGAAUGCAGAAUUGAGGUUUGCUUAUUUCAUUCGUCAAAUGAUUUUUGGAAUGUAAUAGAUUUGCAACCUGUUGAUGUUGAUAUUUCUUACUAUUUUAAUUCACUCAAAGAAAAUGUUACAUUAAAGUCUACAACAGAUAAUUUACUAGAAGUCACGAAAUUAUACAAUCAAACCAUUUUGCAUUCAUCAUUACAAUUACAAAAUCAAUUGAAAUGUAAUUUUGAUAAAAAUACUUUUGUACCACGUUUUAUAAAAAAUUGCUACCACCAGUUAAAUCUAGAAUGUAUUUCUGAAUUUGUUAGUGAUAAACGUUUAGUAGAACUUCAGUUUUAUAUAGGAGAUAAGAAAGUUUCAAUUUUACACAAUUGGGAUACAAAGGUUACAAAACUAAGAUGUGACUUUAGGGUCGUACAACAGGUGAAACAAUUUUUUAUUAAAUAUUUCUUUGAUGACAAUAUUACUGCUUUUCAUAACAGUUUAAAGACUCUGCAAAAGAAACAAAAUUUGUUGCAGCACCUGGACUUAAGUGAGGUACUUCUCUUGUAUCAGGAAAUUAGAAAACUGUGGUUAUAAAAAAUAAAAAUUCAUAAAACAAU
Tribolium madens (black flour beetle) is the source of this 5512-nucleotide messenger RNA. RefSeq names its product putative leucine-rich repeat-containing protein DDB_G0290503. The transcript is spliced from 23 exons. Lineage: Eukaryota; Metazoa; Arthropoda; Insecta; Coleoptera; Tenebrionidae. Bases 1 to 4458 code for a protein of 1485 amino acids. The record is from RefSeq and is a predicted model, not a curated record.